AUGAGAACCAAACGAGCUUCAAGCACACCUACUCCGGUCAUCGACGACGACGACGACUAUGAUGUCCCAGACAUCUUGCAACGCAGUAGCAUGAUGGGUACAGGCUCAUCUUCCACUGGUCAUGCAUCCGUCGAUACCGGCCCGGCGCCAUCCACCCGCAAGACUACCAAAAAGGUCUUCGAACCUUCCAAAGAAGUUCUCAUGAUAGAAAUGAGACUUACUACCGAUGAGAUGGAGAACGCGGUUUACUUGAAAGAAAUGUUCGACGUCAUCAAGAAACGAAUGAAAUUUGAGAACAGCAAAGACUCCCCCGAAGUCAUUGCUGCUGACUGGCACUCGGUCGCGUCUCACCUCUUCCAUUCUGCCCACAGAACCACCAAGGAUCAAAAGUACGAUCGGAAGACCAAGAGGAACUGGUACCUUUGCGAGGAUGAAAAGACCAUGCGCAAACACCCGAACAUCAAGAAGAAGAGUUGCUUCUUCUAUGUUGCGAAAUAUGUUCCAACAUCCCAACCACGCAUCCAAUUGUUCCAGGGAGGCACGGAGGUCGAAGGACCGGUGAUGAAAAAGGAUUGGGACAUGUCCGAUCGGAAGGCUCGAAGUGACUUUGUCUUUUCCGAGGGAGGAACGAAGAAGCGUGGAAAAGCCAAAGCCGGGCAACUACCUGAGACACUGUUACAGGAAGAAGAUGGCGGCACGAGCAGAAGUGUGGAAGGAGAAGGGUGCACACCCCUUGAGCAACUGCGUUCUUGCUCAGCGAAACUUCCUGAGAUCAUCUGUUAAGCGCAGCGCGCGCAACUCAAGAUGAACAUUCGAAUGCAGAUCAUUUGACAACCACACCGUAUCUGAUCAAGCCCAUCGUCGCACCAAGCACGAUGGCAACUGGUGCAUUGACAUUGAACCACAUCCCUCCCACAUAGCUCGUGACUGCCACAACCACCCACCACGGAUCAUCUCCCAAACUCUUCCCAGC
This is a messenger RNA of Mollisia scopiformis, 973 nucleotides long. RefSeq lists its product as uncharacterized. NCBI's taxonomy places the organism in Eukaryota, Fungi, Ascomycota, Leotiomycetes, Helotiales, Mollisiaceae. The record is from RefSeq and is a predicted model, not a curated record. Bases 1 to 783 code for a protein of 260 amino acids. The transcript has 3 exons.